GAGCUUUGAGACCUGUUAUAAUGAUCGCGUAAAAGCCUACAUGAAUCUAACUCACAAUUUAUAUAAUAUACUAUGCUUUAAGCAAUUUAUACUAUCAUUUAUAUACACUUAUUAAUUUAUAAUAUCUUUAAAUUAUAGUUAUUUAAGUUAAUAGAUUAAUUAAUUUGAAUCAAAGGUUGUUAAUAAUACUUAAAAUAAAAAAGAUAUGAAUCACAUUUUAUCAGUACGAAUGUAUAGUUCUGGUACUGUAUCUGCAAUACAAAAAAGUGCAAAAUUAAUCAGAAAUGAAUUUUUGGACUAUUUUAAAAAAGAUUUGGGGCAUACUUUUAUUCGAUCAAGCCCUGUUAUUUCAUAUAAUGAUCAUACAAUAGCAUUUGUUAAUGCUGGCAUGAACCAAUUUAAAGGAAUUUUUUUAGAUUAUUACAAUCCGCCUGCAAUGAAAGUUACAAAUUCACAAAAAUGUAUAAGAAUCAGUGGAAAACAUAAUGAUCUGAAUAUAGUUGGAAAUGAUAGCUAUCAUCACACAUUUUUUGAAAUGUUAGGAAGCUGGUCUUUUGGGAGUUACUUUAAAGAAGAAGCUUGUCGUUAUGCUUGGAAUUUAUUAACGAAACAUUAUGGUAUUAAUGAAGACUGUUUAUAUGUAACAUAUUUUGGUGGAGAUGAAAGAAUGGAAUUGGAACCUGAUUUAGAAUGUAAAGAUAUUUGGUUAAGUAUAGGCAUUAGGCAAGAUAAAGUUCUUCCAUUUGGAUUACAAGAGAAUUUUUGGGAAAUGGGUAUUUCAGGACCAUGUGGUCCUUGUACAGAAAUACAUAUAGAUCAUACAAAGCAAUUAAAAAAUCGGUGUAUGCAAAUUAACAAGGGUUACACAGAUCUCACUGAACUAUGGAACAUAGUCUUUAUACAAUAUGAACGAUUAUCAAAUGGUACAAUAGUACCUCUACCAAAACAUUAUGUUGAUACAGGCAUGGGAUUUGAAAGACUAGUUGCAGUAUUACAAGGAAAACAAUCCAAUUAUGAUACAGAUAUUUUUCAACCAUUUUUUAAAACUAUUCAAAAAUAUACAAAAGCACCAGAAUAUAAAGGUAAAUUUUAUAAUGACAAAAAUGAACUUGAUAGUGGAUAUAGAAUUUUGGCAGAUCAUAGCAGAAUGAUUACUGUAGCUUUAGCAGACGGAGUUAUACCAGAACAAAGUAAUAAACUUAGGAAAAUAAUAAGAAAAUCAAUUGAUGUUAGUGAAAAAGUAUUUAAAAAACAGGGAAUACUUUCUGAACUCUCAUAUAUUGUAGUAGAAAAUUUAGGUGAUGUUUAUCCAGAAUUGCAGAAAAAUUUAAAAAAGGUGCAAAAGAUAAUAGAAUUUGAAGAAGAAUUAUAUAAAAAAUUAAAGCAUACUUGUCAUAAACAGUGGACAAAACUUGUUAAAACAUAUCCUCAAUUGAGUUCGAUUACUGAACAACUGACUCCUGGACUUGGAGAUGGAUACAAGUACCUUCAACAUGUACUUAAUAACUUAGAAGCAAGUAAUGUAUUAUCAGGAAGUGUUGCUUUCAAGUUAUAUGACACAUAUGGUUUAAGUGUAGAAACAAUUACUGAACUAGCAAAGAUUGAAUCUCUAUAUUUUGAUAAAGUAGCUUUCCAGAAAGAAUUAGAAUGUCUCAAAAAUCGAUCUAGAAUCGGCCUUGAAAAGAGUAGUAUAACAAACAUAAAGAAAUCUUUAGAAAUACUUGAAGAAAAUUGUAUACCUAAAACUGAUGACAGCUUUAAAUAUAAAUAUGUUCUUAAUGGAAAUAAUUAUGAGUUUCCUAAAAUUGAAAGUAAAAUUAUGGCAUUAAUUAUAAAUGAUAAUACAAUAAUAAACAAAGCAAAUGAAAAUACAAACAAAAAUAUACAUUCAACUGUUAAUGACACAAUUAUAAAUUACAAUGCAGAUAAAGAUAAAAUUGGACUUAUAUUGGAUAAAACAUUAUGUUAUUCAACACAGGGUGGCCAAAUAUCAGACAAGGCUACCAUCUGUUCAAAAAAUUGGAAUUUUAAUGUAUAUGAUGUGAAGAAAAUUAAUGGGUAUGUUAUACAUUAUGGAAAACUUGUACAAACUGAUUUGAGAAAAUGGAUUGAAGAACUAAAAAUUAAAGAUGAUUGUUUGGUUUCCAUUGAACCUGAAUUUCGUAUAGGAGUAAUGCAACAUCAUACUGCAACACAUUUAUUACAUGCAUCAAUACAACAAAUUAUGCAAGCAGUUUAUUUACGGAAUUCUACUAUUAUUCCACACAGCUUAAAAUGUCAAUUUAAUUCAUUUGGAGAAGAUCUUUCUUUUAAGCAAUUGAAAGAAAUUGAAGAACUUAUAAAUAAUGUUAUAAUAGCUAAUGUCCCAGUUACUACAAAAAUAUUAAAUGUUUUGGAAUUAUUAGCAGAAAGUUCUGUAACAUUAAUACCAGGAGAAAUUUACUUUUAUAAAGAUAUUAGGCUCAUAGAAAUUAAUUUUCAUGAUUUAAGAUCAAAAGAAGCAUGUUGUGGUACACAUGUAUUGAAGACAGGAGAAUUAAAAUAUUUUUGUUUUCUCAAUUAUUUCUCAAAAGGAGCAUCAAAUUUUACUCUUGAAGCAACUGUAGGAUCACUUGCGAGGUCUGCCAAAUUGGCAGGUGAAAAUAUUCAUUAUAAAAUUUUGGAUUUAGAAAACAAAUUGAAAAAUGGAAAAGUAACACGUAAAACAUUUAAAACAAUUAGUAAAGAGAUUGAGAGUGAAAUAAAAAAUGCCAAUAAAAUACCAAUACCAUAUCUCAUUAAAGAAGAGUGUUUAAUGAAAUUGGAAGAUUUAAAUAAAAUUUUUCACAUACAAAUGCAAGAAAUAAAAAAGUAUUCAAGGAAACAAAAAGGGAUGGAUUGAGAUGUUUGGGGUUUAAGGAUAUUUUAUAGAAUUUUCUAUAUUAUGUACAUUGUACAAACAUUUGCAUUUCUAAAUUUUCUAUAAAUGCAUAAAUAUCUAGUAAUUAAUUUGCCAUGUGUAAAUGAAAUAUAUAUUAAAUUAAUGUUUGCAUUUCUUGAUAUGUAUAUUAGAUUAAAUUAUAUUAUAUAUAAAUAUAUAGAUAAAAUUUUUAUAUCAUUAUAUGCAAUAAUAUUGUACUUUUAUUCAGUGAAGUUUUAUAAUACAACAAGCAUAUUUAGGUGCUUUAUUU
Messenger RNA from Bombus terrestris (buff-tailed bumblebee), 3170 nucleotides. It is a transcript of the gene AlaRS-m, whose product is annotated as alanine--tRNA ligase, mitochondrial. Lineage: Eukaryota; Metazoa; Arthropoda; Insecta; Hymenoptera; Apidae. Gene Ontology annotation, biological process: tRNA modification; alanyl-tRNA aminoacylation. The record is from RefSeq and is a predicted model, not a curated record. Bases 206 to 2881 code for a protein of 891 amino acids. The transcript has 11 exons. Gene Ontology annotation, cellular component: mitochondrion; cytoplasm. Gene Ontology annotation, molecular function: ATP binding; aminoacyl-tRNA deacylase activity; amino acid binding.